AUGGAUUUAAAAGAGAAUUCAUUAAAAAAAAAAAAAAAAAAGUUAAUUAACAUAAGAAAUAAUAAAAAUAAUAGCAAAAAAUCGAAAAAAGGAGUGUUAACAAAAAACAAAUAUGAGAAAAAGAAAUUAGAUGAACUUUAUAAAUUAGAAAUUGAAAAUUUUAAAAAACGCAAAAAUCAAAAACAUGAAAAAUUAAAUGAAAAUCUUGAUUUGAUAAAUGAUGAUUAUGAUGAUAUAAAAGAAAUAUCAAAGCAAGUGAAUGAUCAGAUAAAUUUAUAUAAAGUUUUAUUAAGAACAAGAAUUUUAACGCAAAAAGCGUUAUCAUUAUCUAAUAAAUUACCAUUAUUACCAUUUGUUUCUUUAAAGGAAAAAAUAUUAGAUAAUAAUAAUUUAAGUAACGAUAUUAGAAAUUCAUUAAAUGAAACUAAAUGUAAUGAGGAAAAAUUAAAAAAUGAUAUUGGAGAACUAUUAACUAUACUGCAUAACUAUUUAAAAAAAUAUUUUUUAAAAUGUAAUGUUCCAAUUAAUGAAGAUUUAUUUAAUGAAGUAAAUAUAAUUUACGAUGAAGAAGAUAAAUCAUUUUAUGAAAAUAGAAGAAACUUAUAUAAUGAAGAUACAACAAAAAGUGAGAAGAAACUCUUUUCUAUAAUUGAUACGUGGUUUUUAUAUUCUAAAAAGAUGUGCUUAAAUUUUUUUGAUAUAAUGCAUAAAAUAACUAAAAUGAGUUCAAUAAAAAGUUUAAAAACAUAUGAGCAAUCUAUCUCUUCUCAAAUUAAUCAAGUUAUGUUUGAAUUACCAUCUUUAAUUGAAAAUUCUUAUCCUGAAACCUUAAAUUAUGAAAUUAUUGGGAAAAAACUAUAUGAAUUAUUAUAUAAAGACAAAAGAAACUUUAAUUUGAAUAAGUAUAUAUAUGAUGAUGAGAUUUACUACAAAAAGUUUUUAAUGAACGCUAUUCAAAUUUUGAAACAUAAUCAGGAAGACAGUGAAUUGUUAAAAUCACAGAAGGAAAUAUACAAGAUUAAAAAAAAAUAUAAUAACAAUAAUGUAAAUAGAGGAAAAAUUUUAUCUUUCGAACCAAUACCCAAAUUAGUCAAUUUCAUGUUGCCUGAACCACGAGAUUUGAAAAAUGAAAACUUAUGUGAAUAUACGGAUAAUCCUGAACUAGUUAAUGUACUUUUAUCAUCUUUGUUUCAAGAUUAA
This is a messenger RNA of Plasmodium relictum, 1200 nucleotides long. Its product is annotated as conserved Plasmodium protein, unknown function. The coding region runs from base 1 to 1200 and encodes 399 amino acids. The transcript is spliced from 5 exons. The record is from RefSeq and is a predicted model, not a curated record. Gene Ontology annotation, cellular component: nucleus; nucleolus. NCBI's taxonomy places the organism in Eukaryota, Apicomplexa, Aconoidasida, Haemosporida, Plasmodiidae.